Molecule: messenger RNA, 4180 nt
Organism: Maylandia zebra (zebra mbuna)
Lineage: Eukaryota; Metazoa; Chordata; Actinopteri; Cichliformes; Cichlidae
Gene: six4a
Product: SIX homeobox 4a
Biological process (GO): regulation of transcription by RNA polymerase II
Cellular component (GO): nucleus; transcription regulator complex
Molecular function (GO): RNA polymerase II cis-regulatory region sequence-specific DNA binding; DNA-binding transcription factor activity, RNA polymerase II-specific
Source: RefSeq, a predicted model, not a curated record
UACGUUAAUCUACUGGAAGUUAUAUGACUGACAGCUGGAAAGCAAACAUUCGCGUCUGAAUCCAUGCUCGCUCCUCCCUUACGGGCCCUCGACGGCCAAUAGCGAGGCGCUCCUGUAGAUAGACCCCACCGUGUCUCCCUCCAGCUCCAGUCCCCGCAGAGUAAAAGUCACGUUGGAAGGAAAAGGGGAGAGAGAUAUCUACUUACAGCUGCUGUCAGAUAUCCGAUCGCAUUCGCAUGGCGAGGAGGUAACCUGAUCGAGCGGGGAGGAGUGACUUUACCAGGGAAGGCUUGAACCAAAAAAAAAAAAUGUCUUCUUCUUCUGCCGGAGAAGUCACAACAGCAAAUGACAUCAAGAGGGAAAAUGUGAAGGAGGUGGAUACGCGGGAGUGCAUCAAGCUUGUGGCGCUGGACGCGGCGGAGUUGCCCAUGGAGCGCACGACUCCCAGCACUGACGCGGUGCGCACUGAGCUGUUGGUGAAUGCCGCUUCCUCUCUUGCUUUCUCCCCGGAGCAAGUGGCGUGUGUCUGCGAGGCACUGCAGCAGGGAGGCAAUGUGGACCGGCUGGCCAGGUUCCUGUGGUCCCUGCCACAGAGUGACCUGCUACGGGGCAACGAAAGCAUCCUGAAAGCUCAAGCCCUCGUAGCUUUCCAUCAGGCUCGGUAUCAGGAGCUGUACAGUAUUUUGGAGAACCACAGUUUUAGUCCGUCCAACCACACCUUUCUGCAAGAUCUGUGGUACAAAGCGCGGUACACCGAGGCGGAGAAGGCGCGGGGUAGACCCCUGGGCGCAGUGGACAAGUACCGAAUCCGGAGAAAGUAUCCUCUCCCCAGGACUAUCUGGGACGGCGAGGAGACUGUUUAUUGUUUCAAGGAGAGGUCGCGGAACGCACUGAAGGAUCUGUAUAAUCAAAAUAGGUACCCGUCUCCAGCGGAGAAAAGAAAUCUCGCCAAGAUAACCGGACUCUCCUUGACCCAGGUCAGCAACUGGUUCAAAAACAGGAGACAGAGAGACAGAAACCCGUCGGAAGCACAAUCAAAAAGUGAAUCAGAUGGAAACCACAGCACAGAGGAUGAGUCCAGUAAAGGCCAAGAGGAGCUGUCUCCUCGUCCUCUCUCCAAUUCUUCAGAUGGGGUGAUAACCCACGGGAACCUUCCUAUUCAGACGGGACCUCUGGACAGUGGGGUGGUCAUCCAACAGAUCGGGGACAUCAAGAUGCCUCCUGGAUCCAGCAGUGGCGGUCUCUACAAUGGAAGUCUAGUGACCAGUAACACGCCCUCUACUGUAUUUCACAAUGGUGGAUCAUCUUACCUCCACUCACCUGGAAACAUCCUCUUCAACGGGCUCAAUUUGGGCAUCCAGCCCCUGGCAUUUAAUCCUCUGAGACCCUCUGGAGGGGUGCUGCUGGGGGGCUCUGGAGUGGACAUGCAGAUGCAGACAGGACAGGACAAAGGACUAGGGAAUGCUGAGGAGUCCACCCUGCCAUAUGCAUCUUACGCUGGCUGUGUGAAUGGGUCAGAGGUGAAGCUGGAAGGGGUUCACACCAUGGCUGCCCAGAAUGGCGGCUCCUCUGUUCUGACAUUCAGCUCCCCAUCAGGCGCUCUGCAGCUGGGUGGCUACAGCCUGGUCCAGGUACCAAGUGGAGUCUCUGACAGCGAUGGCAGCUCAUUACUCAACAGCGACGUAGGUCUUCCUCCCCUGCAGCUUUCUUCUGCCUCCUCUUCUUCAACAAUUACACAACAAGGUACCAUGGCUCUGAAUAAUGUAGCAGUGAGUUCCUCCAGUGGCGACUCAUUCGAGCAGCAGGACAAACUGACCAUGGCAUCUUUGCACCACAGUACGGUUCUCUACAGCAUGAGCAAUAGCGGCCAGCCAUCCAUCAAGAAGGAGCCUCUGGAGGGAGGUGUUUAUUCCUCGUACCAUCACGGGCUCCACUUGGACCCCAGUGGUCAAAUCAACUACUCCGGUUCAGAAGAGAUUUCCUCCAGCCGAGGUCCCGCCUCAACCGCCGAGGUCACUGCCGUCAGCUCAUCCAGCCCGGACUCAGAGGUCUACACCACCCUCACUGUCAGUACACCCCUGAUGGCUCAAACAGAACCGAGCAACCACCACCUCCAGCCCACAGAGUACCUUGGGGGCCACGAGGUCCGAGGGGCACCGUCCUCACACCUGAUGGGCCCCGGCAUGAACAACAACUACAUGAACCUUUCAGAGAGCAAGGUGGAUGGCUCGGGUUCAGGAAGCAUGAACGAAAUGGUGCGGGCAAUGUGUGGGGAGAUGGAGGCUACGGAGGGAAAGGAGCUGGCCAAACUACAGACAGUGCAGAUGGAUGAGGACAUGGCUGACCUUUAACCUCAAACCUCUCCCUUUUGCAGAAGCACUCAAGUCCGCCCAAGCAGUGAUAUGAUGAAUCUUUUUACUCCUUUUUGUGUGCGUGUGUGUGGGUUGUUUUUUUGUUUUUGUUUUUUUUUUAAAAACAUUCAUUUCCUUUUCAAUGUUAAAUUAUUUGCAUUCAUUUGACUUUUACAAUGCACUCAAGUCAGAGAGGAGCCUAGUAGGUGAGCUUUAUCAGUUUAUCACGAAAUAAUAAUAAUAAAAAAAGCCUGUGACAUGUUUUAAAAGCCCAGCUUCCUAAGACGAAACAUUACGAUGGUGAUGUGCUAACAGAAGACGUUGCUGUAAGCGUUUAAGCCGUGUCUAAAUGUGCAUUUUUAUAGACUGCACCUGCUACUUCCUGUUGAGUGGAUUUGAUCUGCAGAAGCAGGUGCUGGAAAGCCUCGAGUCAUGUGACAAGGAUGUUCCUCCAAACUAAAUGCGUCAUCUGGGUCAAACCAAAAAGGUCAUGCUGUAGGGGGAACAGCAAGUGAGCCUCUAUGAUAAUGGUCAGUUAAACAGCAACAGCUUUACUGAAGGACUGCACACGCGUUUAUAAAGAGAAUAGGUCACUAAACACACAAAGCUGCUGAUUUGGGGGUGGGGGAGUGUCCUUCAGUAAGCACUUUAGAUUGUCUACAAAAGCCUCACAAAUCAGUACUAAAAAGUGCAGCUUUUUGUGCUUUAACUCAUACCAAAUGAGCUGGGAGGGUUCAAAAAUGGGACAACAUUUAAGACAAAAUGUGCCUUUCUGCUACUUAACAUACACAAUGGCAUUGGCCUGUUUGGGCAUUUGCACUACCAUAGUGACAAUACAACGGAUGUGUUUCAAACAGCCUUUGUGUUGAGGGUUUUGUCAUGUGUGACACACCUCAACAAACGCACAACCCUCUCGGCAAUGGCUCCUAUUUCAAGCCUCAUCAUCAACCUGUGAGACCAGCAUAUGAACGAUGAUCAAAAAGGUCAGCUCGCACGCUGGACGUCACAUGUUUUUUCUAAUGCUGCAGCUAAUAGUAUGUCAACUUGAUGUGGUGACACCGUGCUGUAUCAUCUUCCAUUAUGACCCGUCUCCAUGAUGUCAGUGAUCACGAAUUAUAUUUUUUCUGUAAAAACCAGGUGCAAACAUCACGUAUGCUUUCGAAAAGUAUAAGGAACAAAGGGACAGAAGUUAUGGACGUGACUAAGUGGACAAAUUGUGUUUUUGUUUUUUAAAUCGUCCCACUUUAAAAACAGAGAGAGAUUGUGGUCAUUUCUCUUUGCGUGGCAUCAUCGUGUUUGGGACACUUGUGCCUUGUACUUUUUUAAUCUUUGUCUUGUGACUAACAUAAAAUGAAGCUCUGUUGUGGCUCGUGCGCUGCCACGCAGCUUCAGAGAUUUCCCACUGUCACCGUCGCCGGGACAUUAGUCGGGUAUCAACUGAGGGAAAGACACAGGAGUGCAGAGCCCAUUUGCUUUUCACAGCAGGAGUUCUCGCUUUCAUACGUGACCGUAAGCGGGACAUUUCAACCUCAUGGCCAACUUGCACCAUGCAUAUUUAUCAGUGGAUCUACAUGCUAGUGGCCUCGUAACACUUUUCUUGAGGAUCUGUGACAUGAUCCUCUCAUUUGAGUGGGCAUUUCAGUGAAAGUAUCCUCAGUGCUUUAAUGUCAUAAACCAAAAACGAGUUGUGGGCAAAAGAUAGUCUUUUUUGUGUCUUUGUUGCUUUUUGUUUUUUAAUCUUAGUUUGAAUUAUAUGUUUGUUAUCUGAAAUUAUGUGAAUGUAUUUUUCUAAAUCUCCAUACUGCAAUAAAAGUUUAUAUUUAUAAAAA